AUGUCCCACCGCCCGCCGGCGCCAAUGCCGGACACCCUCUCGGACGCCUUCGCCGCCGCGGUUCUCCUCUCUUCCACCGACAAGCCGGACACGCUUCCCCCAGGGAGGCUCUCGCCCGUCUCCCCGCUCCCCUCAAAGCACGGGCACCAGCACCACCACCCGACCCCGAGCUCCUCCUCGGGCUCCUCCGGCUCCGUCUCCCGGGCCCCGGUCGCGCCCGCCUCCGGCCUUGCCUCGCGCCGGAGCCACUCCGGCGAGAUCCCGCUCCCCUCCGACGCGCCGCCCCGCGGGGCCGCGCGCCCGGGCCACCGACGCACCGGCUCCGGCCCCCUCAUCUUCACAUCCGGCGCCGCGUGCUCCAGCUCCGCCACCUCGCCGCUCACCAACGCGCUCCCGGCAGGCAACAUCUGCCCCUCCGGCCGCCUCGCCAAGCAGCUCCCCUCCUCCUGCUCCUCCGCCGCCACCCCGCCGCCCCCGCCCCCGCCCCGCGCCUCCCGCCACGACGUGCUCGGCUCCGGCACCGCCAACUACGGCCACGGGAGCAUCGUCCGCUCGCGCUCCGCCGUCGGCGCCGCCACCGACGACGACGCGGUCCUCAGGCGCGCCAUGUCGGCCGCCGACCCCGAGGAGGUCAAGAGGGCCGGGAACGACCAGUACAGGAAGGGCUGCUUCGAGGAGGCCCUCAGGCUCUACGACCGCGCCCUCGCCCUCUGCCCCGACAAUGCCGCGUGCCGGGGCAACCGCGCCGCCGCUCUCAUUGGCCUCCGCCGCCUCGGCGAGGCCGUCAAGGAGUGCGAGGAGGCGCUCCGGAUUGAUCCGUCCUAUGGCCGCGCGCACCACCGCCUCGCGUCCCUGCAUAUAAGGCUAGGACACAUUGAGGAUGCUCUGAAGCACCUGUCACUUGCAACCCCACAGCCUGACCUCCUAGAGUUGCACAAAUUGCAAACAGUGGAGAAGCACUUGGGGAGAUGUCUGGAUGCGCGAAAGGCUGGGGACUGGAAGAGUGUUCUAAGGGAAAGUGAUGCUGCUAUUGCAGCUGGAGCUGACUCCUCUGCUCUGCUCUUGGCUGCUAGAGCAGAAGCCCUUCUCCGUCUCAAUUUACUUGAUGAGGCUGAUAUUGCAAUCUCUAGUGCCUCCAAAUUGGAUUAUACAUCUUCAUGCUCCUCAGACACCAAAUUUUGUGGGUUUCUUGCCAAUGCCUACCUCUUUUAUGUACAUGCCCAAGUUGACAUGGCAUUAGGAAGGUUUGACCAUGCUGUCUCCUCCAUAGAUAAGGCUAGAAUAAUAGAUCAAGGGAACACUGAAGUGGUAACCAUGCAUAACAAAGUGAAAUCUGUGGCCAGAGCACGAUCUCUAGGGAACGAGCUCUUCAAUUCUGGAAAAUUUUCAGAAGCUUGCCUUGCUUAUGGUGAAGGGCUCAAACAACACCCUGUGAAUAAAGUCCUGUACUGUAAUAGGGCAGCUUGUAGGUUCAAGCUUGAGCAGUGGGAGAAGUCAAUUGAAGACUGUAAUGAAGCUCUCAAGAUCCAUCCCAAUUAUACCAAGGCUUUGCUCAGGAGAGCAGCAUCCUAUGGCAAGAUGGAGCAAUGGGCAGAAUCCGUGAAGGAUUAUGAGAUUCUCAGAAAAGAACUUCCAGGUGACAAGGAGGUUGCUGAGGCCUAUUUCCACGCCCAAGUUGCUCUCAAGUCAUCUCGUGGUGAGGAGGUAUCCAACUUGAAGUUUGGAGGAGAGGUUGAAGCGAUUAUAGGAAUGGAACAAUUCCAGAUGGCUACAUCUUUGCCAGGUGUUUCAGUUAUCCAUUUCAUGACGCCUUCAAAUCAGCAGUGCUGUAAGAUUUCCCCAUUUGUGAAUACACUGUGUACGAGAUACCCAUCAGUUAAUUUCCUCAAGGUUGAUGUGAACGAGAGCCCUGCUGUUGCACGCGCCGAAAAUGUGAGGACAAUUCCAACAUUCAAAAUCUACAAAAAUGGUAUGAGAGUCAAAGAGAUGAUCUGCCCCAGCCAACAACUGCUGGAAUAUUCAGUGAGGCUUUAUGGGAUUUAG
Messenger RNA from Miscanthus lutarioriparius, 2043 nucleotides. NCBI's taxonomy places the organism in Eukaryota, Viridiplantae, Streptophyta, Magnoliopsida, Poales, Poaceae. The record is from the annotation of a GenBank genome assembly.